Messenger RNA from Bipolaris sorokiniana ND90Pr, 666 nucleotides. RefSeq lists its product as uncharacterized. The coding region runs from base 25 to 420 and encodes 131 amino acids. NCBI's taxonomy places the organism in Eukaryota, Fungi, Ascomycota, Dothideomycetes, Pleosporales, Pleosporaceae. The transcript has a single exon. The record is from RefSeq and is a predicted model, not a curated record.
CGUCGAUAAGUCCUUCGCUUAAACAUGUCGCCAAGUCAGAAACGGCGCCGACGUGGCUUUGAAUACAGUCCUCUGCAAUCCAACAGUUUCAGAUUACUAGAGCUCAUUCCUGGACAAAGCCUAUCCGCCGAUAUUCAUUGCAGGCUUCAGGACUAUCAGCUAGAUUUAGCGCCGCCAUACGAAGCUUUCUCAUGUACGUGGGGUGAUAAGAAGAGUAUGUGCCGGAUAUCAUUGAACGAUUUAUCCUUUCAUAUCCGACCAAACCUUGGAAAUGUGUUGCGUCGCCUGCGGCAAUCUUCAAGCACAAGAAUCCUCUGGAUUGAUGCAAUAUGCAUCAACCAAAGUAACGAGGACGAGAAAAGCAUUCAAGUGCCUCUAACGGGAAAUAUAUAUACUAGAGCAGAACAGGCGAUUGCGUGACUUGGUGAAGAGACGGUUGAGAGUGGGGUAGCUCUUGAUUUCAUUCCAGAGUUGACCAAAAUCGCUAAAAUCGACGACGAGUCCACCUGGCUGUCACACCUUGAUGAUGACAAAUUUCUUCGGCGAUUGAUAUCCCUUUAUCACCUAUUCAUCCAUCCCUGGUGGCAAAGAAUGUGGAUAGUCCAAGAAGUGGCACUAGUUCCGGAUGUCCUUGUUUUAUGCGGCUCUCGUCAUGUUCGUUGGUCG